Trametes versicolor FP-101664 SS1 is the source of this 750-nucleotide messenger RNA. RefSeq lists its product as uncharacterized. The record is from RefSeq and is a predicted model, not a curated record. Gene Ontology annotation, biological process: regulation of transcription by RNA polymerase II. The transcript is spliced from 4 exons. The coding region runs from base 1 to 750 and encodes 249 amino acids. NCBI's taxonomy places the organism in Eukaryota, Fungi, Basidiomycota, Agaricomycetes, Polyporales, Polyporaceae. Gene Ontology annotation, cellular component: nucleus.
AUGAUGGCAGACCUGGAGCGCAUUUUGACCGGGAAGGGGAUACCCUUUCAUCGGGAUGGAAACCGCCUGCGAUGCUUCCCACAUGUUGUCAACAUUUCCGUGCAGCAUGGGCUCUCUUCAUUGACCGAUCUUGACCCUUUCGAGCCCACAGCGACAGCAGACGAGUCCACUAAUGACAUCCCAACGCCAGACCAAACAAUUGUCAAUGCUCGGCAGCUCAUCUCGGUGUGCCGUGUCUCGGGCCAGCGACGCGAGGAGUUCAAGAACACCAUCAUCGAAGGCAACAAAGCUGGUAGCUUCGGUGAAGGGGUUGAGCUGCCAAAGGCUCAGCUUCUGCGUGAUGUAGACACGCGCUGGUCUUCGACAUUUCUGAUGAUUGACAGGCUUCUCGAACUCUAUCCGGCGGUCCAGAACUUCAUGAAGAAGCCCGACUAUGAGGAGCUCGCACACCACCUGCUCUCCGAGAAGGAGCUCGAUGUCCUCGCGGAUGUCCGCGGCUUCUUACUGAUCCCACACCGCGUGCAGGAACUGCUCUCGGCUGAGCAGACACCUACCGCCUCAAUGACGCUUCCAGCGUAUGAGGAACUCCUUGAGUUAUUGAAGCUCGCCCGCAGCAAGUACUCGAAAAUUGCGCACGGCAUUGAGGCUUCCAUAUCAGUACUCGAGCAGUACUUGCGCUAUACGCGCCAAACGCGCGUGUACGCACUCGCCAUGGGUAUGUCUACACUCUAUUUUCAGUCAUAUUGCUAA